This is a messenger RNA of Lingula anatina, 12328 nucleotides long. Its product is annotated as E3 ubiquitin-protein ligase UBR4. NCBI's taxonomy places the organism in Eukaryota, Metazoa, Brachiopoda, Lingulata, Lingulida, Lingulidae. Gene Ontology annotation, molecular function: protein binding; zinc ion binding. The record is from RefSeq and is a predicted model, not a curated record.
UCGAAAAUGGCAGGAAGUGCAGAGGUAGACUGGUCAUCUUGUGUAAAACCUCUGCUACCUGCGUCUAAUUCAAGUUUUAUCCCAGCUGAAAUACCAGAUGUAGUAGAAUUCAUUCUAAAGAGUUUCAGUGAUUCCCAGCUGUUGACACACGAUGAAGAAUAUGAAGGUUUCUAUUCUUCCUAUGUGGCCCUUGCAUGCCACUAUCUCAGUGCCAAUGCUGGGGAAAUCCCAAAGAGCAACCUCUCCAGCACCCUGACAGCCUGCAAGAUCCUGCUGAAUUUCUUGUUGUCAAGACUGCAGGACAGAAAUGAGAACUGCACCAUAUCACAGAAGUACCUGAUGAUCCUGAUAUCUGGGCUGUGCAAGGGGACGGCCAGUUUGCCCAAAUCUGACCUCUUGACCUUUACAGCCAUGUUGAAGUCGGCCAAGCUGCCACCGCACAUCAGGCCGGAGGACAAAGAGGGAACAGAAGAGGUUGCUGCCUCGUCACAAGUUGAGUUGAAGCGCCCCAGACUGGACACUGGGGUGAACAUCUUUGACCAUCUGACCUCAGUAUUUGAUGACACUGGACAGAUAGGACAGGGCCAAGGUCCAGUGGAGAGUAUGACCAGUGAUGGCGACAUGACCAUCUCUCACAUCCCAGAUCCUACUGAGGACACCAGAAAGAUCUUUGCAGCCAAGAACUGUAUCGCCCUACAGCAGUUACACGGAGGGCCAAUCCUGGUAGAAGCCUGCACCAAGCUGGUCUACGUUGCCAGAUACAGGCUGAGGUACGAGGAUGCCAUUGGAGGGACUCACAAAGGAUUUGUGUUCCCUGGACUUGUCAGCGAGGCCAACUCUGUGAAAUUGGCCCUUCAGUCUCUGUCCAAUGACCUGUCCUUCAUCCUUCGGGCCUUCUCCCUGCCCAUACUGGAGCCACUGACCACUGACCGACUGGACAGCAUAGUGAAAGUGGUCAUGACAUGCCUGUAUACUGCACUAACCGUGGCUGCAGCUGGGAGCAUCAUGAAUUUAGCUGCCUCUGCCCAAGUGAAAGGUGCCACUGCCACCAAGGAAGAAGACUUUGACACAUACGCAGUGGGCAUUGUCCAGAAAAGUCUGGAAGUGUUUAACACCGUGCUGACAACCAUUCAAUCCUCUACAAGGGCAGGUGGACAUACCCUACAAAACUACAAAAUGACAGCAGCGUGGUUGAUACUCCAUGGUCUCCAGCACAUUCUCCAUAUCUCUCCCAGUAGCAUACUGGACAAACCCAAGGAGAAGGAAGUGUCUAAAACAAAGACUGAGGGCACAGCUAAACCAAAAGAGGGCAGCACUGGCAAGCCAGCUGUGCCUAAAAGUCAGCAUGGGUUUGGUGUCCUAGCUGUAGCCCUGGCCUCACAAGCCAUGCAGUUGAUGGCGGCUCUCAUGGAGGAUCUUAGCAUGGAGACUGCAACAUUCACUUCACCCAUGUCUGCCUAUCCUGGGGAGACUGUUGUCCAGAUUCAGGGCUCUUUGACUGCCUGGCAGAGAGUAGAAAGGAUAACCAGCAGCGUCCGACUCACUGGAUUGCUCUUUAACAUACUGAAUGUGGCUUACAAAAAGGGUUUCAACAUUAAGUGCAAGAAAAGUAGCAGCACCUUUCCAUAUGUUAGGGCAUCCCUGUUGAAGAAGCAGAGGCAAGGCAACAGUGAGUCGGACUGCGACAAUAACGACAGUGACAGCACCAGCUCCGACUCCAACACGUACUAUGAGGAUGACUUCAGCUGCACUGAGGACAGUAGCAGCAGCAGUGAGGAAGAAGAUGAUGACUCAGAGCCCAUCCUUGGUCUGAGCCACUGGUUUGACGAAACCCCCUCCCCCUCGGACUCCAGCAGUAAUCUGCCGCCACCUCCUCCACCCCCUGUGUUGGAGAGCUCGGCCAGCAAUGCCAGUAAACUGGGGAACAAGAUAGCUGGGGAGUGGAAGAAUUUUAUCCCUGACAAGAAAGAGCCUGAUGGGUAUAUCAACCUGGCCACAGAAGUUCUGCAGUUCCUUACCCAGCAUUUCUUAUCCUCUCACUGUGAGGAAGUCACUGCUUAUAUCAAGAGUACCAUGGGGGACCACCAGAUGUCGCUGUUGGCAUUUGUUAUCAAAGAGCUGGACAGGGACUGCAGCAGGCAGGAAAAUGACCUGUUUGUAGAAUUUUCGACAGCUUUGGCCAGGUUUCUGCACAUACUGAUAGCUUCUGAGAUACUCUCGUUCCAGUUACAGUUCACCUUGCUCCAGCAUCUGGGUAUAGGCACCAUGGUUUCUGAUCCCUGGCCCAUGACAGUCUACCCGCGGAGCUUGGCUGUGCUGGUGGAAUUGAUCCUCCUAAGACAGAAGAGGGAGAGGGAGGCGGGCUGCAUCAAGAGUAAGAGUGAAGCCGCAGUGAUCAAUAUCUGGACCCGCUUCUUGCAGAGCCUGAAGAAUGCCAUCUUGAAUUUUGACAAUGAUUGUGAGAAAUUAGAAGAUAUCAAUGUGGAGCACCUGCAAGUGCUGUUGUUUUUGUUCCACGGGCUGCCACUGAUGCAGAAGAAGACCAUCCUGAUAUUACUAGGACAUACUAUCAUCAGUGUGGCACACAUUGACAAGUGGAAACUAGAAGAAAUGGUUCCUCUGCCCUUGUCCAGACUGAUGCUGAUCUUUGACUAUAUGCUCCAUUACUUCUAUGACCCUCCUGCCUCUCUCAUGGACCAGGUCCAGCACAACCUGUUUGUAUCCCACACCAGGUCAGACAGCAGUGUGGCUGUCACCUCAGAGAAGGAGUAUGUGGCAUUUAAAGAAGUGGAAGACAACUACCUGAAACAAGCCUCAGCACAAGAGAUGACCAUGAAGCCGAGGUUCUACAACCUGGCAGCCACUGGCUAUAACAACCAGGACACGCCCAAAGUGGACGGACUGGCAUGCAGUUUUCUCCUAGGAGCAGCAGAAGAUGUCCUGAACUACAGCGUCCUCUAUGAUGCCUGUGUGACAUUAUUGUUUGCAGGAUCUAAGUGGGACAAAGUGUCUGCUGGGGUAGGAACUGUAUUGGAGGCGUCUGCCAUCCACUACCACUUCCUGAUCUGCUGGAGGCUUCUGGGAUGUCUGCCUCCCUCCGCGCAGUACAUGCACAGUCUAGAGGAAGGCAUGACAGAAGAUUACGACGCACCUCACAUGUUACACACAAUGCGCUGGGCGCCACGCAUGAUGCAUAAAAACUUUGCAGGAUGGACCAAGGACUCACUGGUCAAGCAGGGAAUGACCACCCAGAAAGCUGAGGCCCUGGUCUCCAGCGUGGUCAAUACUACCAAUAAUGUCAACUUCGAUGUGAGCACUGCACUGCAGCACAUGCAAAACGAGCUGUCUAACACGCCAGUAAUGGACAGGUCCACCAUAGUGUCCAUAUCAGACAUCCCCAGUCUGAGCUCCAUCUACAUGCUGGACACUGUGGUCGCCAAGGCACAUGUGGCACUGGAUGAACUCUUCACUAAGUCUAUGGCGGAGACAGAUCCCAGGAAGUGUAUGGAGGUAGGGUUGGGAUUGCUGCCUGCAGUGUUUCAGCUGAUAGAGGCUUACACUGUGUACAUUAGGUCGUCCCUCCUGCAUCAGAUCAAGGAGGGUGGCGAGGACUCCAGCAGGUGUCAUGGAGCACUGAGAGCCUAUGGGGCUGUCCUUAGUAUUGGCUCCACUAGGGCCAGUAAGGUGUCUGUCCUGGGGGCUGCCACCAUGGCCUACCUGCCUGAACCUGUCAGAAAUGUCAUUGAGAAGUGGAACAGCAGUACAGCUAAUGAGUUUCCUGCUAUCAGCUCAUGGAGAAAUGCCUUUGCCAAUGACAUUAUCCCAUCAGAGAGUUACAUUGAAGCUAUACAGUUUGCCCAUGUGGGAACUUUAUCAGGCCAGGCAGAGUUUGAAGUGAACAUGUCACUGAAGCACAUGUUACAAGCUUUAGUCAGGUUCUGCCAGGACUUGGUGGUAUGGUGCAUUGACUCAAGCUUCAAUGAAGACCUGAUAAGAGUAAUGUUCCCUCUCAUCUUUGACAGCACCACAGAAUAUUUGGCUGAUUAUGUGACUCUGGCCUUGGAGAGGGUGAUAGGUCCUGUGGAUGGGGAGGAGUAUACCAGCAGAAUGUACCUGUAUAUCUUACAGAAGUGUUAUACUCUGUUACUGGACAUGUCAGGACCAGAAUGUGGUCUUGAUGAGAAGAUUUUCCAUGACUGCUUGAAGUUCAUGGAGAUGCACAUAGAAAAACCACUGGGAAAGAAAGCCUUUCAGACCUUCUUUACUGAUACUGGAGAUUUGACCAAAGUCCUGCUGUCUGCCUCCAGAGAAAACAUGUCCCCUACCUACAGCACUAAGGUGUUGAAGUUCUUCAACAAACUUUUCCAACUUGCUGAGAAAAACCCACAAGACAAGUGUUUUGAAGUUCUCUGCUCCUCCCUGAAGAAACUGGCCAGGUUGGACAUGAACACCCUGCAGGCAUGGCUAAAGAAAAUGAUCAUGGGCUCUCCACAAAACCUAGAAGACACAGCUGGGGUGAGCGAGAACCGCCAUCUUCUUCAAAGCCUCACAUCGUACAUCGUAAAAGAGAACAGCCAUGUUGGUGAGGAGGUGGCCAAGGCCAUUCUAAAUGCUCUCAUUCCCAUGGGCUCUCAGCUCCUCUCUCCAUCCUCAGACGGGAUGGGUUUCUCUGAGCUGAUGGUUGUCAUGGCAACCCUGGCAGGAGCUGGCAGCGGAGUUGGUCACACUACACUGUUCAAGGCAGCCACAGCAUGGCUGGAGCUGUGCAAAGCCUACUUGACUGAGAAGAAUGUAAUAGAGAAGCUGACAGAAAGUGUGGCAUCUGGAAAUCACCAGGUUAUGAUGGAGAGCGCCACCUAUCUUCUGAAGUACAUAGGAGACAUUCUGAGUGCACUGAAACAGUCCUCUGACAAAAGUGGCUCUGCCUCCCCACAUUACUAUGGCGACACUGGCGUCCAGGAGGCAGACAGUGACUGGACGGAGGAUAUAGCACAGGAAGAGGAAGACUCUGGGGGUGAGGACUCCGACGAGGAAUCACUGAACAACAAACUGUGUACUUUUACCAUUACCCAGAAGGAAUUCAUGAACCAGCAUUGGUACCACUGUCACACUUGCAAGAUGGUAGAUGGCGUUGGUGUCUGCACUAUAUGUGCCAAGGUGUGCCACAAGGACCAUGAAUUGACCUACGCCAAGUUUGGCUCCUUUUUCUGUGACUGUGGAGCAAAAGAAGAUGGUAGCUGUAAGGCCAUGGUGAAGAGGGUAUCUUCCAGUGACCUAGAUGGCAGCACCCUCGCCACCACCCCCUCCCCUUUCAGUAUGGAGGCCAUGCUCCCCAGCUCACUGCGCCAGCGCUACUCCUCCCCCGACACUGGAGACAAGGACAGAGAUAAAGACAGAGACUCAGCAAAGAUAUCCAAAGCUAGAGAAGUGCUCUGCAAACAAGUGGAGGCCCAAAGGGAGGUCUUGCUGUCUCAUGUUGAAUCAUCUGGAACUGCCAGUACUGUGCUAGAACUGCUCCAGGCCAUGACAGUCCCCAUCCAAGGUCACUACACCCGAGUGUCUCCAGUAGGGAGCGCAGCCAGGGCACGCAAGGCUCUGGAGGAACUACACUCACUGACCAAGACAGUGGAAACCACUGACCAACUCAUGACUGCCACCCUGGGCUCACAAGAGGGCGCUUUUGAGAAUGUCAAGAUAAACUACAGUGGAGAGCAGGGCCAGCAGAUACGGCAGCUGAUCACAUUUUCUCUAGUGCGCCGUAUCGCCAUGUGCUGCAUGACAUCUGUGCACGGCAAGAGACAGCACCUUGCGGUGUGCCAUGAGAAGGGCAAGAUCACCAUACUGCAGCUGUCUACCCUGUUGAAGCAGGCGGAUUCUAGCAAGAGGAAGCUGACUCUCACUAGACUAGCCUCGGCACCUAUACCAUUCACUGUGCUUUCAAUUGCUGGGAACCCGUGUAAUGAAGAUUUUUUGGCAGUUUGUGGAUUAAAGGACUGCCACAUCUUGACGUUCACCAGCUCAGGGUCAGUAGCUGACCACCUGGUCCUCCACCCUCAGCUGGAGACUGGAAACUUCAUCAUCAAAGCUCUCUGGCUGCCAGGCUCUCAGACUGAACUGGCUGUGGUCACUGCAGACUUUGUCAAGAUUUACGACCUGGCUGUUGACGCUCUCAGUCCCCAGUACUACUAUCUCCUGCCCAGUGGGAAGAUUCGAGAUGCUACCUUCAUGUUCAGCGAGGACAGUCGCAGUCUGGUGCUGAUGUCGUCUGCUGGAUACGUCUACACUCAGGUCAUGGAUGAGGCCAGUAGUGCCAAGCAUGGACCUUUUUACAUCACUAAUGUCUUGGAAAUCAAACAUGCUGACUUAAAGGAGCACCAGGGCCAGAUAGCAGGAGGUGGGGCUUCCAUCUACUACUCACACCCCCUCCAGCUGUUAUUCUUCAGCUACUCACAAGGGAAGACAUUUGCUGCACCGCUACCCAAGGAUGCCACAGAACUACCCAUCCUCUUCCCUAUCACCUUUAAAAGCAGUUCCAAUGGCGGCAGCAACGGGCAGGGCAGCGGAGGCAGUGGUGGAGCCAGUGGCGGAGGAGGAGGAGGAAAGAGUAACUUCUCCCAGCCCUUAGUCCAGUGGUCUGAGGUACCUGGCCACCCGGGCCUAGUGUGCUGUAUGACCCAGGUCAGCAACCACCCGGUCAUCCUGAUGGUCAAACCUGAUGUGAUUUUGCUGCAGGAGAUCAAGGUGCUGCCAUCUAAGGCCAAGAUCCAGGACAUGGUCGCCAUCCGCCAUGCCUCCUCCAGCUCAGACCAGCAGAGGACCACCCUGAUCCUCCUGUGUGAGGAUGGCAGUCUGAGGAUCUACAUGGCCAAUGUGGACCAGACUGGGUUCUGGAUGUCCCCCUCUAUGGUGCCCCAGUCUGUGCUGACCACACUGAAACCUGCCAAGAAGAAGAAGGUCACUAAGACAGGUCGUCCAACAGGCAAUGUAUCCUUCCCAGUGGACUUCUUUGAGCACUGCCAGGAGUGCAAGGAUGUUGAGUUUGGUGGCAAUGACAUUCUACAGGUGUAUAAUGCACAGCAGGUGAAACACAGACUGAACACCAGCGGCAUGUAUAUUGCCAGUACUAAGAAUGGAGGAUUCAGUAUUGAGAUCACCAACACAAACACCAACAAUGUGAUGGUAUCUCUCAGAGUACUGGUGGGGAGCCAGGCUUUGGAGAUGGCCCCCUCACACCUAGAAAUCUUUGGACGUACUACCCAGGUCAAUAUAAGUAGAGCAAGGUGGUUUGAUUUGGCAUUCACUAGGGAGGAAAGUCUUACUGCUGAGAAGAAGAUGACUCUAUUUAUUGGUCCCAGUGUUGACCCAGCAGGUGUCACCAUGAUAGACUCCAUCAAGGUCUACGUGAAGACCAAGGAGGCCUUUGGCUGGCCAGAGGACACUGAGGAGUUUGCUGAGGCUGUCCCGGCUGCUGCCAAGGUAGCAGUGCCCUCUAGUGGAGUGAGCAGUAUUCAGGCCACAGAGGAGCCAGUGCUGCCACCUAUACCUCUGACAUGUACAGACAGACUGGUCGCCAGUUCCCUGGAAGUUCUAGAUGGUUGUUUUGCCACAGCCAGUUCCGAGGAGAAGGAGAAGGAGAGACAGGGGGCCCUGGACCUAGCCACCACUCUGCUUACCCUGCCCACCCCCGUCACUGUGACCCAGCACACUAAGUCACUGAUGGCCACCCUGUUCAGCAGCAAAGUGGCGUACCAUAACCACAAGGACCAGGCUCAGCUAUCCCAGGUGAUGCACUGUUUGACUGCGGCCACCAAGGACCUGGAUGCUGAGGCUUACUCCAGACUGGUGGUGACCGCCAGGGCUCUGGCCAUCUCACGGCCCAGUAACCUGGUCAGAUAUGCUGACAAGGAGGGCAGUACUUUGGUGGGAGAAUCGGCUCUGGAAGUGACCGACCUUGAAUCAGAUGACCACACAGAAACCUUGACCAGAAGCAUGGAGCUGGACGUGUCCGAGUCUGGCCAUUUUGUUGUCCAGCUGGUGGACGCCUUCUGGAAGCUUCACGCAGCAAGACCCCGUAAUCCUAUCCUGGCACCAGUUUGUGCCCCAGGCUUGGUGCACACUGAGGCCACAGUGGCAGCCCUGGUGGAGAUCAUCCACGCCUUCACCUCGUGUGACCUGGACAAUGUGAACCUGGCGGCCAAGUUGUACGUCAGGAUGCUGAUGUGUGAUGAUCCAGGAGUGAGUUUCUACUGCAAGCUGGCCAUGAUUAGAAUGCUGAGACCAAGACACAAGCGGAAGAGAGUCUUCAUUCCUUCCCCUCCAAGGUGCAGCACUCCUGGUGUUAAAGAGGAAGAAGAGGACAAAACUGAGCGAGAACUUCCCCGCCAGCCUCCUGCUGCACCCAGGUCUGCCCAGCCUGUCCAGAUAGCUGCCCCAGAACUGGAGGAGGAUGAGGAGGAUAGGGAUGAGGAUCAGUAUGAAGUGGUGGAACAUCCAGAACCCAUGAUACUGGAGCCCCCUGAAGCUGGCAUACCAGGAGGGCCGUCACUGGAGGCCAUCCUUGGGGCCCAUAUGGGGGCCCACAUGGGGGGCAUGAACUACCCUCCUGUGCUGGACAUCCCCCCUGAUGCUGAUGAUGAGGCCAUGGUGGAACUGGCCAUCGCUCUUAGUCUCCAGGAACAGGGUCAGCAGGGCGGUCUGAGUCUACAGGGGCUGAGCUUGGGAGCACAGAGACAAGGUACUGACCACAGCAGCCAUUAUUCAGACACGACGGCAUCAGCACCGGCCAGUGACGAUGAGGCAGGCAGUACAGCGGCCACAGAGGGGUCAACUCUCAGGACAUCCCCAGCAGAACAGGGAGGGUCGGAGAGUGGAGGGAGCGCAAGUGGAUCUGUGUCUGGAGAACAGAAUGGUUUCACUGUUCCAGUGAGUGGUCGUAGCAGUGCCUAUGGUGAUGGCGGUCAGGAGAGGGACACGGCAGGGGGACCGCGCAGUGAGACCAGCAGUAUUGGCUUACCCUCGGGAUCCAUGAGAUAUGAGGUUGACAUCUGUGAGCCGGAUAUAGACAAUGACACUAGCCACAGAUUGCACCACCUGCGUCUAAUGCUGCUAGAAAAGAUGAUAGGAUAUAUCACAGAGUUGAGGAACAUUGGUGGAGUGAGAGCCAUACCUUUUAUGCAGGUGCUCCUGAUGUUGACCUCUGACCUGGACAGUGAGGAGGAGAGGGACAAGGCAGUACUGGACAGCCUGCUCACAGCUCUGCUCAAACAGAUGGAUUUCAAGAAUGUCCAGGAGGUUGUGACCAGAACAAAUGUGAACGAGGUUCAGCUGAUAAUUCUCCGCCUUCUCAGUGUGUUCAUGUCCAGAACACGGGCAGGCAUGAAGCCCUCUGGGGAGCCACCAACUCUGAUUAGUUCCAGCACAGCAGGUGCCCUGCUGCAUUGUGGUUCUGUGGAUUACUGCCUCAACACACUGAAGAGUUUGCACUCCUACUGGAAGCAACUGCCUCCUGAUGAGGACACUGCCUCAGUACCAGGACAACUGUUGAAAAGUCACCCCACCACCCCGCCACCUGACAUGUCCCCCUUCUUCCUACGACAGUAUGUGAAGGGGCACGCAAACGACGUAUUUGAGGCCUACCCCCAGCUCUUGACAGAGAUGGUCCUCAGACUGCCGUAUCAGAUCAAGAAGAUAGCGGAUGCCAGCCCUAGCUUGGCGUCACCCUCAUUUGACCAGGUUUGGUUUCAGACGCUGUCGGAGUACAUGAUGACACAGCAGACGCCAUUUGUGAAGAGACAAGUGAGAAAGCUCCUUCUGUUCAUCUGCGGGUCCAAAGAGAAAUACCGUCAGCUGCGGGACAUGCAUGCUUUGGAUGCCUACAUGAAGGAAGUGAGGAACAUAUGUGAGAAAUAUGGCAUGAAUGUCACCAAGCCAAGCACUCACCCUAUUGUCAUACCAUAUGACACACUGAUAACACUGAUUGAACAGCUGAAGUCCUGUGCAGAGAUUGCCACCACCAGGACUGCCAACUGGCAAAAGUUCUGCCACAAGGAGGACACCAUCUUGUCCUUCCUGAUCCAGGCUAGUAUCUGCCUGAGUGAUGGGGUGGCGCCAGUGUUGCUGCAGCUGCUGCAGUGUGCCCUCUGUGGUACCAAGAUAAGCCAGCUCCAAGCCCCACCAGCAGGAGCCUCUGCCAAAGCUAAGAAGGAAAAAGAGAAGUCAGAAGAGGGAGAAGAAGCGCCACCAAAACAUGAUGAAGGCCUCAGCAUUAUCUUAGUUCAACAAGUCAACAAGUUUGUAGAUCGUGAACUCUUGAUUCAGUUUAUGAGAGCUUUCCUUCUGGAGUCCAACUCCACAGCUGUGCGCUGGCAGGCUCACGCCUUGGUACUGCACAUUUACAGGAAUUCCUCCCUGAGCCAGCAGGAGGCGUUGCUGUGUCUCAUGUGGAAUAUAUGGCCAGAGCUGCCCUCGUAUGGCAGGAAAACUGCCCAAUUUGUGGACCUCCUGGGCUACUUUGUCCUCAAGACCCCACAGGGCUCAGACCGGAGGUGUAAAGAGUUUGUAGAGAAAGCCGUGGAUGUGUUGAGAGGACAGAACCAGAUCCUGGCCAACCAUCCCAAUGCCAGCAUAUACAAUAUGCUGCAGGGGCUGGUGGAAUUUGAUGGCUACUACCUGGAGAGCGACCCUUGUCUGGUGUGUAACAACCCUGAGGUCCCAUAUAAUAAUCUGAAGCUUGCUGCCAUCAAGGUGGACUCCAAGUUCACCACCACCACUCAGAUAGUGAAACUAGUGGGAAGUCACACCAUCUCCAAGAUAUCACUGAAGAUAACCGACCUGAAGAGAACCAAGAUGGUCCGUACCUUGAAUAUCUACUACAACAACAGAUCAGUUCAGGGGAUUGUGGAGCUGAAAAAUAGGUCUGAUUUGUGGCACAGAGCCAAGAGAGUGACUCUUACUGCAGGACAGACUGAAGCCAAGAUUGAGUUCCCUUUGCCCAUCGUUGCUUGCAACCUAAUGCUGGAGUAUGCCGACUUCUAUGACAACUUCCAGGCCUCGGUGGAGACCCUGCAGUGUCCCCGCUGUAGUGUAUCUGUACCAGCCAACCCUGGGGUCUGUGGAAACUGUGGAGAGAACGUCUACCAGUGCCACAAGUGCAGGGCCAUAAACUAUGAUGAAAAGGACCCAUUCUUGUGUAACUCCUGUGGCUUCUGCAAGUAUGCCAAGUUUGACUUCACCAUGUACGCCAAGCCUUGCUGUGCCGUGGACCCCAUUGAGAAUGAGGAGGACAGGAAGAAGGCCAUCCAGACCAUCAAUAACCUGCUGGAGAAGGCGGACCGUGUGUACAAGCAGCUCCAAAUGAACAGACCCACCCUGGAGACACAGCUGAUCAGGAUUACUGAACAUGGCGGAGACAGGCUACUGGAGGAGGUAGCUGUAACUACAGGGACAGCAGCAGGCUCUAGUGUCAACAGAUGUAUACAGCAGUUGGCACAGAAGUACUGCGGGGACUGCAAGUCCUCCUUUGAUGAGCUGAGCAAGAUAAUACAGAAAGUGUUGGCAUCACGUAAAGAGCUGGUAGAAUAUGACAGGCAGCAAAAAGAGGCUGCCACUGUUGCCCUGGCGCAGACUGGACUGGGGUCACAUGAUGAAGAUGGCGCCCCCUGUGAGCCUGUGAUGAGACAAAGUCUGCGGCUGAUGGCGUCCGGCCAGUGUUAUGGAUGUUCCAGUUCUGCUGUGGAGCACUGCGUUACUCUGCUUAGAGCCCUCAGCACCAACCCACAACUCAGGCAGAUACUGUGUGAAGAGGGCCUGAUCAAGGAGUUGGUGAACUACAACCUGCGCCGGGGCUCCCUCCUGAUGAGAAAUGAUGUCCGUCAGCUGGUCUGUCUGCUGACCAAGGACAACCCCGAAGCCACGGACAACCUGAAUAACAUCCUCUGUGGAAGAAUUAUGUCUGCUAUGAAGAAUUACCUGCCCAAUAUGGACCUGGGAUCUCUGGUCCGCCAUGAGAUCAUGUUGCUGGCAAACACCAUCCAGAAAGAAGACAAAUGCUGGGAGCAGAGGAUUAGUGCUGUGUUGAAACUGUUUCUGCUGGGGAUGGAGAUUAAGAACCCCACUGUGAUGGAGAAUGUCACCCUGCCCUGCCUGAAGAUACUACAGUCUCUGAUCAAACCUGAACCUCCCACAUCCAAGAAAAACAAGGAUAAGAGCAUGGAGGCCCUGAGCAGUGUCCGUACUGAUAUCCCAGGGUUGAGAGCACAUGCCCGGGGGUGGCUGGAGGGAGAACAGGCCUGCUCUUACACUGCCUGGAAACAAGGACAGCCUGCCAAAG